AAAAAUGAAGUCGAUAAAAUUAUCACGUAAAACAUUAUCAUUUAUAUCAGCAUUGCUAAUAUCAUCAUUAUGCGGUACACAAUAUGCAUUUUCAGUUUACAGUACGUCAGUUGCUGAAAGAUUAGGAUUUAGUUCAGUACAAAUUAAUACAAUUGGGAGUUCGGCGAAUUAUGGAUUAUUUUUCUUUGGUCCAUUUUUUGGUUAUAUUGUUGAUACUUAUCCAUCGAGGAUAAUUCCUAUGUUGGCGUCUAUUACUAUAUUUACUGGAUAUUUUUGUCUUGCAAUGACUUAUCAGGGAUAUUUUCCGAAUUCAUUUUUAUUAUGUGUGUUUUAUCUUUUGCUCACUGGAAUUGCUUCUUGUGCAGCACACCUUUCGAGUAUGGGUACUAUUUCUGCGAAUAUAAAAUCGUAUCGUGGAAUAGCAUUUGGUGCAUCAAUGGCUUUAUUCGGUUUAACAGCAUUUAUAUUUUCUCAAAUUAAUUCAUUAUUUUUCAGGGGAGAUACAUAUCAUUUCUUAUUAUUUACAGCAAUCACGACGGGAGUAUUUAUUUUUAUUGGAAGUAUAUUUUUAGUUAGAGUGCCACAAGAAGAAAGUCAUGAAGAAAUAAUAUCACCAAGUGAAGAAAACUCAUCAACAUCAUCAGCCUCUCUUAAUAAUGAAGAACGAACUCCUUUAUUAUCUAGGCAUGAGGAAUCUGAUGUUAGAGGACGGGAAUUAUUUCAAAAUAUUGACGCAAUGAUACUUGGUUUAACAUUGUUAUUGAUCGGGGGUGUAGGAUUAAUGUAUAUGAAUAAUGUUGGUGCAAUAGUUAAAUCGCUUUAUCUAUCUACUUCAACACAUCCAUUAUUAAUUGAUGAAGAGUAUUUCUCAUCAUCACUUCCUUCUGAUCAUGAUUUAAAUAAAAUUCAGGAGUAUCAAAAUUUUCACGUUACGUUAUUAUCACUAUUUUCAUGUUCUGGCCGAAUUAGUGUAGGAUUAAUGUCAGAUUUAUCCAAAAAUAUGUAUAAUGUAAGAAGAUUAUGGUUUUUAUUAGCCGCUAGUUUAUACAUUUUAAUUGGACAAAUUUUGGCGGGGUUUAUGAUUAAAGACUUGAAUCAUUUGUGGAUUAGCAGUACUUUUAUUGGUUUUGGAUACGGUCAUUUAUUCGGCAUUUCUCCCACCAUCACUAAUGAAUGGUUUGGUAAAAUACAAUUUGUUUUAAAUUGGGGCAUCAUGGCUUGUUUUAUAUCGUUCGGAGGACAGCUAUUUAAUUUAUUUUUCGGAUAUAAUUUUGAUAAGCAUAAAAAUGACUGUUCAGGUUUAAGUUGUUAUAAUACUGCUUUUUAUGUUAGCACAAUCGGUAGUAUGAUUAGUUUAUGCGUCGUUUCUACUUUACUAUUUAAAAGAAGAAAUCAAAUUUAAUUAAGGAGGUGAUAGAUUAUAUUUGAUCUGAUAUUAUUUAGGUUAAGGAACUUUUUGUUUUUUAAUUUAAAUUUUUUUUUAUUUAGUUAGUAUCGUAUAUAUAUACUAUGAUUAUG
Rhizophagus irregularis DAOM 181602=DAOM 197198 is the source of this 1518-nucleotide messenger RNA. RefSeq lists its product as uncharacterized. The record is from RefSeq and is a predicted model, not a curated record. NCBI's taxonomy places the organism in Eukaryota, Fungi, Glomeromycota, Glomeromycetes, Glomerales, Glomeraceae. Gene Ontology annotation, cellular component: membrane.